Molecule: messenger RNA, 1230 nt
Organism: Closterium sp. Naga37s-1
Lineage: Eukaryota; Viridiplantae; Streptophyta; Zygnematophyceae; Desmidiales; Closteriaceae
Source: the annotation of a GenBank genome assembly
AUGCGUACGGUCGCACGGUCGAGGGUCAAGUACAUCCCUUCCGACUGUUGCUCUCCCUUCCGCCGUCGCUCUCCCUUCCGCCCGUCGCCCUUCUUUCCCCCUCGUCGCCCUGCCUUCCGUCCGUCGCCCACCCUUGUUCCCGUCGCCCUCCCUUCCCAUCGCCCUCCCUUCCCGUCGCCCUCCCUUCCCGUCGCCCGCGCUUCUUCCCGUCGCCCUCCCUUCCCGUCGCCUUCCCUUCCCGUCGCCCGCGCUUCUUCCCGUCGCCCUCCCUUCCCGUCGCCCUCCCUUCCCGUCGCCCUCGCUUUCCCCGUCGCCCUGCCAUCCACUCCCCGUCGCCCUCGCCUUCCCUCCCGUCUCCCUUCCCAUCUCGCACACUUGUCACCCUCCCUUUUCUCUCCCUACUCCCUCUUUUCCCUCCCUCCAAUAAUCGCCUUCCUUCCCCCAACUUAUACCCCUUCCCUGCUUCCCCCCAUCCCCUGCCCUGCUUCCCCCCAUCCUCUUCAUUCUUUCCCCGUAUCCCCAGCCCUGCUUUCCCCCAUCCCCUUCCCUGCUUCCCCCCAUCUCCUUCCCUUCUUCCCCCCAUCUCCGUCCCUGCUUCCCCCCAUCCCCCUCCCUGCUUCCCCCCAUACCCCUUCCCUGCUUCCCCCCAUCCCCUUCCCUGCUUCCCCCCAUCCCCUUCCCUGCUUCCCCCCAUCCCCUUCCCUGCUCCCCCCCAUCUCCAUCCCUGCUUCCCCCCAUACCCCUCCCUGCUUCCCCCCAUCCCCUUCCCUGCUCCCCCCCAUCCCCUUCCCUGCUCCCCCCCAUUCCCUUCCCUGCUUCCCUCAUCCCCUGCCCUGCUUCCCCAUGUCCCCUGCCCUGUUUCCCCCAAUCCCCUUCCCUGCUUCCCCCCAUCUCCUUCCCUUCUUCCCCCCAUCUCCGUCCCUGCUUCCCCCCAUCCCCCUCCCUGCUUCCCCCCAUCCCCUUCCGUGCUUUUCCCCCUCCCGUUUCCAUCGCUUUCCCCCUCCCGUCGCCCUCGCUCUCCCCCUCCCGUCGACCUCGCUUUCCCCCUGCUCACUCGCAUCCCUCCUGCUCACUCUCUUUCCCUCUGCUCACUCUCUUCCCCCUUUCUCACUCUGCCCCCCCUUCCUCACUCUGUUUCCCCCUGCUCACUCUCUCCUCCUCACUCUAUUCCCCCCUGCUCUAUUCCCCCUGCUCUGUUCCACCCUGCUCACUCUCUCCUCCUCACUCUAA